AUGGGAGAUGUUGAUGGUGGCUGGGCAUGGCUCGUCCUCAUUGGGUGCACCGUCAUGAACACCAUCAUGGCAGGGACAGAUAAGUGCUUCGGCUUGAUUUAUCUUGAGAUGCUGGAGGUGUUCGAUGACAAAGCCGCCACCACUGCAUGGGUGACCGCACUGGCCAUUACAAUUCGCUCGGUGUUGGGACCAGUGGUGAGUCUCCUCUGUUCUCGCUUUGGGUGCCGUGCGGUAGCCAUCGCCGGGGGCCUCAUCACCAGCACUGGUAUGAUUCUCAGCGCAUUCCGAUUCAGCCUAGCUUACAUGUUUUUCACCUUUGGAAUCUGCACCGGUGUUGGCACUGCCCUUUUGCAGACAGCAAUCUUCAUCAACAUUGCUCAGCACUUCAAAAAGAAGGUCACGCUUGCUCUGUGCAUCAACAAUGGAGGAGGGGGAAUCGGUGCUAUGAUCGCGCCGCCUGUCUUCAUUCUUUUCCUUGAUAAGUAUGGAUUCAGUGGUACGAUGCUUUUAUUUGGCGGCAUCAUGGCGCAUCUCAUCCCUGCAGGCGCCCUCUCUCGAUCACAGACAAUAACAAAUGUCUUGAGAGAUGACAUAAUUGCUGAUGUAACCGUGGAAGGUGAACGUGAUGAUGAUGGUGCAGCAAAAAAGGAUGCAAGCGUAAAAUUAUUAUUUGACCAGACCAUCUCACAUCCAACCAAACAGUCUGCGUUAAUCGACAAUUUAACGGCCUCGGCAAUUUACGUGGGAGUGGAAAGAAGUUGGACAAUUGCUAAUAACGAAGACAUCGGAACGAUGAAGGAUCUCACUGGUUCUUAUGAUACAGCAUUCUACCUUGGAGCAACUGGGAUUGUUGGGGGACUCUUACAUUUCGUUCAGUACUUCUGUCUGCCUAUUACAACGAAAGAAGACGAAAACGAACAUCAAAAGGAAAAUUAUUGUUAA
Molecule: messenger RNA, 942 nt
Organism: Lineus longissimus
Lineage: Eukaryota; Metazoa; Nemertea; Pilidiophora; Heteronemertea; Lineidae
Product: monocarboxylate transporter 12-like
Exons: 5
Coding region: 1-942 (313 amino acids)
Biological process (GO): transmembrane transport
Cellular component (GO): membrane
Molecular function (GO): monocarboxylic acid transmembrane transporter activity
Source: RefSeq, a predicted model, not a curated record